This is a messenger RNA of Chaetomium fimeti, 1878 nucleotides long. RefSeq lists its product as uncharacterized. NCBI's taxonomy places the organism in Eukaryota, Fungi, Ascomycota, Sordariomycetes, Sordariales, Chaetomiaceae. Bases 106 to 1878 code for a protein of 590 amino acids. The transcript has 2 exons. The record is from RefSeq and is a predicted model, not a curated record.
CCCAAGCCCAACUUCCACGCCCCAAACCCAAACCCAAAACCGAAACCCAACAUUGCCAUUACUUACACCCACGCUUCGGCAUCCCACAGCCUCACAUCAAAUGCCAUGGCGACAGACUCUGCCAAGUCAAUCCACCAUGACCUUCCCGGUUUUCUGCGUCUCCCCCCCAAAAUCCGACACUCCAUCUAUCUUCUCGUCUGGGGCACCCCCUGGGAAAUCAUACGCGAUGGCAACCAGAUCAAUUUAUUUUUCGAGUGCUCCAUGCCAGAAGUCUUUGACUUGUGCGGGCCGUACGACCCGUCUACCAAGAGCUACAACAUCCCACCAGUCGGCUUUCGCGGCCUUCUGCUCUCCUGCCGCGCCAUCCACACGGAAACCUCGGCUCUCCUCUAUUCCUCCAACAUGUUCUUCUGUCAUUACGAGGCCUUGCGCUCGCUAGCACCCCUCCGAGAGCUGAGACCCGAGUCAGUCGCAUCCAUGACCCGCCUCAAAAUCAUUCUCAACCAGUCAUCCUGCCAUUCCCGGGGCUCUCGCGAAGGAAACAAUUGCGAGUGUUGUGAUGAGACGCGGCUCUACACGGUCUACUACCCGAACGAAUAUCCCAAAGAAAAGACGGAUUGCAAGUGGCGUCAUCAUGGUGUCGAGCACGAUGAUCCACUCCGGCGAUCCCACCCGUCCACGAAGCCUAUCAUCGCGGAAUGGUACAAAACGGCUGCCCAUCUAGGCCCGCUGAUUACCCCGGGACAACUCGAACUAUACUUUGUGUGCGACGUGUAUAGUCGAGAUACUCAACUAGCCACCAUGGUGCUGGACGCGUUCCGCCAUUUUCCCCCGCUCAAGGACUGUCACAUAAGACUGUCCAGGACACCAGAUCCCGCACUUCACAAUCUUGCGCAAACCACUGUUCUAAAGGCCCGCGGCAUAAAAUCGAGAGUUCCACCGCCCCCUCUUCCGCCCCCGCCGCCUACUGGCAAUUGUCUUGUUGGGUUACCACGCGAGUUGCGUCUGCGCAUUCUCGAGUACACAGACCUCGUAACGCCGUUGAAGGAAGUCAUGUGGACGAGAUCGCACGGCAAAUACCUGGCAAGCCGCCCUUCCUGCCCGAGUUGGGAGGGGAGGGGAGACCAUAUGUGGGCGCCCGAUAUUCACCACGGUUGCCAGUUCACUAGCUGUUCGCAGAGGCCAUACCCUCGCAAGACCAUGGGGUGCUACUGCCAGCUCACGCAUUCCGCGGCCUCGUCUACCUGUCAUUGCUGGGCGACGCCCACCCCGCUGUUCCUCGUCUGCCACGCCCUGCGCCAUGACGCGAACCUGGUCUUCUUUUCAGAGAAUCGGUUUGUCGUCAUUGAUAGCCCAAGUCUAUCCGUCUUCGGGCCUCCGCGCGAGAGUGGUUACGAUCGAAACCGGUUCGCCGUAAGCCAGUUCCUCACGGACGUUGUCCCGGUGGACUGCCUCAGCCACCUGCGCCUUGUCGAGAUGGUGUUCCCCCCCUACCUCGGCCACCACUGGCCGCGGAAGGGGGACCCCGUGCUCAAGGACUGGUCGGAUACCAUUAACCAGGUCAAGGACCAUCUCAAUCUGCCCGCUCUCACAAUACGCAUGCUCGCCGUUUACCGCGAGGGUGAAGAUCACUAUGACACGGGAACGCUAACGAGCUUCGAGGCGACAGAGGCCGUUGAGGCAUACUUCCAUGUUUUGAGACCUCUGCUCUGCGAUAUUAUUCUCGGCCAACCACGAUGCCCCGACGGGACAUGCCGCCAUUCCCGCGUCUGCAGCGCCGUGGGGCUUCAUGCUGCAGGCGGCCCGCGAUGGCCCAAUGCCGAGCGAAGAUCCCCUCCCAUCACGGUCGAGCUUAAACGGUGCGCGAUCUCGGUCUAA